Messenger RNA from Chenopodium quinoa (quinoa), 2120 nucleotides. RefSeq names its product elongator complex protein 4-like. The transcript is spliced from 9 exons. Gene Ontology annotation, biological process: tRNA wobble uridine modification. The coding region runs from base 532 to 1623 and encodes 363 amino acids. The record is from RefSeq and is a predicted model, not a curated record. Gene Ontology annotation, cellular component: elongator holoenzyme complex; cytoplasm; transcription elongation factor complex. NCBI's taxonomy places the organism in Eukaryota, Viridiplantae, Streptophyta, Magnoliopsida, Caryophyllales, Amaranthaceae.
UGUUAUAAAAUGGGUUCAAUUCAAUCAGACAACCACUUAAUGUUUAGUUAAGUUCAAUUCAGCAUUCGGAGGCUCUACUUAAGUCUAUUUUAAUUUGAGGCUUAAUUUGGUCGUCCAUACUCAAGCAAGUUUUGAGUCUUUGACCAAACUGAAUUUAGAGGCCCAAAAAAAAAAAAGAAAAAAGUUUACCUCAAGUUGUUGUGGGUCAUUGGUAAUUAGAAACGAAUCAGCACCAAGGCGGCCCAAAAUUUUAUCUCGGACCUUUAAGCCCAAAGCUAGCAAACUUAACGAGUUAACGGCAACAACGCCCAGCCCAAUAAAAAUUAGGGCUUUUCAACUUUUACGGCUCUUCCGAAUUCUGGUAUGAUUCUUGUUCCAAAUGUUUGUUUGAAUUGUAAUUGAUUAAUUGUGGUAUGAUUCUUGUUCGAAAUGUUUGGAUGAAUCGCAAUCUUUCUUCAUUUUCCCUGAUUAAUUUUUCCGCACUAUCCCUAGUUUCUGUCUUUCUGAUAAUUCCCCCUUAGGUGACUAAUCAUGGCUACCAAUACAACCAAGGCUCGAACCAGCAGCUUCUCUCGCAAUCCAUUGGCUGGUCCCACUUCUCAAGUUCCGGGUCUUAAGCCCGGCCCUAACGGUGUCGUUUUCCUUUCCUCCGGCAUACCUGACCUUGACAGGAUUUUGGGAGGUGGGUUCAGUUUGGGGAGUUUAGUUAUGGUAAUGGAAGAUCCAGAAGCACCUCAUCAUAUGUUAUUGUUGAGGAAUUUUAUGGCGCAAGGAUUAAUUCAUAAUCAACCUCUUUUAUAUGCGAGUCCGUCGAAGGACCCGAAAGGGUUUUUGGGUACUUUGCCUAAUCCAAUGUCCCCUAAAGAUGACAAGCCUCGUGAUCACAGUACUGAACAGGAUAAGGAUUUGAGGAUUGCUUGGCAGUACAAGAAAUAUUCGAGGGAAAAUCAACCGGGCCACGAUAUUAGAGAUUCCAAAAUUGAGUACUGCAACAAUUUUGAUUUGCGUAAACCUUUGGGGAGGGAACAUUUUGGAGGAAGGCACAUUGAUUGUGUGAGCACUCAAGAUCUGACUCUGGACACACUUCAUCAGCGUUGCUCUACAUUUUUAGCUCAAAACUCAAGAAGUGGUAAUAGCAUUCCUUGUGGUGGCCGCAUUGCUAUUCAGUCAUUGUGUGCUCCCCAGUGUGGAUACUUUGACAAGGACUGGAAUUUGCUUGCUUUUAUUAAGUCUUUGAAAGUCAUGGUUAAGGCAUCAAAUUCAGUUGCCAUUAUUACCUUUCCACAUUCCCUUCUGCCAUCAUCCUUCUCUAAGAGAUGGCAGCAUUUGGCUGAUACCCUGCUCUCAGUCAAAGCAAUUCCAGAUGAGGACAAGGAGUUAGCACAACUGCUUACUGGAUAUCAAGAUAUGGUUGGUUUCCUCGGCAUUCACAAAGUGGCCAGGAUCAACACCCAGGUACCUUUGGUUUUAGAGGCUUCAACAUUUUCAAUCAAGCUUCAUAAGCGUAGAUUGUUGAUUUUAGAAUGUCUAAAUCAAGCUCCCGUUGAUGGUUCAAGUGGAGCAUCGUAUGGCACAUCUAGUAGUUGUUCUUCAUCCACUAAACAAGGGUCUCUUGACUUCUAAACCUUCUAUUUGAUCCACAAAGUUUUGGAAUUUAUCUCACGCUAUCAAUGUCGGGAAUUAAUGGUCCUUUAAAUCAUAAUCUAUGCAGCUUACUGUUUACACUUUAUGCAAUGCAUAACACAAGUGCAUUGCGCAGGAGUGGAGGAGCCUGAAUGUUGAGGUUGUGAUACGAUUAGAAAAGUCAUAUGGCAUGGUACAUUGACAAAUGGUCAGUGCUUAGCUUGUUGAUGUAAACUUGGCAUCUUUUUCCCUUAGUGAUGUCAACUACAAGCACUGUCAUUAUUAGUUAUGGAAGUGACAUCCAUAUUCGAGGAGGACGAUUGAUGAGCCACUUCCUGUCUCUUGGACACAAGUGUGCUCAAAUACUCAAUGUCCAUCGGCAUUUUUGACAAUGUUAUCUGAGACCAAGUGUAAAUGAUUUAGUAGCUGUUAAGAAAUGGGAAGAAACUAUAUUCAUUGUAUUAUGAAAAUGUUACUGUUUUCCCUGUGUUUGAAAA